Molecule: messenger RNA, 2866 nt
Organism: Cephus cinctus (wheat stem sawfly)
Lineage: Eukaryota; Metazoa; Arthropoda; Insecta; Hymenoptera; Cephidae
Exons: 2
Coding region: 221-1495 (424 amino acids)
Source: RefSeq, a predicted model, not a curated record
GGAUAACAGCUGUGAUUAUAAUUCCUACACAGGCUUCACUUACAUUAGUCACUUCAGGGAUUGGAUCCGUUCCGCUUACGUGACUUCUUGAGAAAAAUGAAGAAAUACAAAAAAAGGCAUUUUUAUGAAAGUGGGAAAUAUGCUUAUCUUCUUCAGUCGCUCAUGACGCUCGCGAUGCGUCUCUCGUGCCACACAGACUGAGAACAUAAUUAGUCAAGCAAUGUUCGAGCGCCUGAAGAAGCUGUGGAAGCCGUGCAGACUGAAGAAAAGAUGGAUCAGACCUAAAGUUCCGGAGUUCAUCUCAUCAGUGAAUGAAUUGGUGGCGGAUCAGACAGAAGUCGAAGAGGAAAAAAAAUGUUGUACGAAAAAGGAGAAAAAUUUCACUAGGGAACCAAGAGUGAAACGGUGCGAUGGAAACGACAGUGAAAACGAAGCGGAGCAAAGUACCUUUGUGUUCUGUAACGAAGUGGAGCUGUACGAGAACAAAAAAGUGAACAAACUUCAACAAGAAUUACAAUUGUAUCACAGAGAGCAUUGUUCGGCGCUUAACGAAGUGGAUCGUUUACCUAACCUAAAAAGGGAACGUGUCAUCGGUAUAUUGAACAGUCAUUAUCCCCCAAUAGAAUUUUUUGACUUUUGCGUUAUCGCCAGCGAUAACGAUUUCGAUCUCGCUCAGAGACUCGUCCAAGUCCUACGUGAUCAAGGUUUAUGUGGUCGCGUGGCCGGAAGUGACUUAGGCGGUGACAUAUUUCAAGAAUACGACGUCCUCAUUAGUUCCAGUACCAAGAUUAUGUUCCUUAUCACUGAAGACUUCACGGCCGAUAGAUUCUGUCGUAGAUUACAGAGCGCCGCAGUUUUUCAAAGUUUGCUCACGCGAAUUUCACAGGAGCGUGAUAGGUGUGUGCCCGUCUUUGUUGAAGCGUCGGGACGCCUUCCGCCUAGGAUACCUCUGCCGCUGAUCGGGGUGGCUGGAUUGAAUUUGUCAGAGCCACGUGCUGUCGUUCGAAGAAUAAGAAAUACGUAUACGGCGGAAGUGAAGGGCACUAAAAUUUUGCGAGCUCUGAAUUAUCUUGAGGAACGUGAAAAUUUUUCUAAACGUCUUUUGAGCGAUGAAUCUUUUGAUUUGUUAUUUGAGAAUGACAGGUUGACCUCUUUGAACUUUAAUGAUAGCGUCGCGUCCAUGAUCUCUGGUCGCGGUUCUGGGGAUAAGGAUGAACUGUUUAUUGGUGGCGCCACUGCUAGAGGGGUACUACCAAACUGUUCGGAACCGGUUACACCGGUUAAGGGUAUUGUGUCUGGUGUGGAAUCUUUGAUUAGUGGCUUGGGUAUCAGUGCUGAUGAAGAUUCGAGACGGGAAUGGACACUGAGUGAAGAACAGACGCAGCAGUAUGUGAACGUUGAGGGAUCUUCGGAUGUUCAUGUUGGACCACAAAUUAAUUUAAUUGUUAAUGUUCAUAACGGACCUGUUACUAAUGUUGUGACCGAUUCUGAGUAGAUUCUUUUAGAUCAAUUGUUGAUCUUGUCUUGUGUUAUCAGCUAAAUGGACUUUUUAUUAACAUUGUUAAUAUGAAUUGCGGUUUUUUUUAUGGUUGGAUUUUUCAAGUUAAGAGAGGAUUUUGUAAUUGUUUUUUUAAAGAGAAAGGAUCCUACAACGUUGAACCAAUUUUUGAAAAUACAAAUCCAGAGACAUUGACUGUGCAUAAUGGAGAAUCGUUAAGUGAAAUUGUAUCGUUAUCUACAGAUAGUGAUAACAUUUUGGAAACGUCGAUAACGAUCCUAAAAACUAUGGGAAUCAACGUGUCUGAAAAUAAAUUAGAAUUAUCAUUAACCAGCAUUGUCAAGCGUUUGGAUAAAGAAUUACCGCUUGUAGUUGGAAAUGAAAAUUCCGAUUUUUUGAUAAUUUCGACGGAAAACGAUAAGGAGGCUGCUCGUCAAACUUUACAGAGACUUUAUAAAAAUGCAAAUCUCAUCGGUAUUCUUUAUAACGACAGUGUAUCGAUCGGUGCCGAUUUUUUUGAAAGUUUCGAAAAUUUCGCAAGUCGCACCACUAAGUUAAUUUUCUACCUUACCGACGAUUUUGUGCGAGAUGAAUUUUGUUCCCGCUUGGUGUCGCUAGUCUACUUGUACAACCGUGCCGAUUUAAUCGACAAGGUGGUACCGAUCAUGGCUGAAGAUUCUUUAGAAAUAGAAUUACCACGCUGUUUGCAAUUAGUCGACAAAUUAUGGCUGGGCAGUCCAAGACAAAUAGAAACAAGAUGGCCGCGCAUUUGGACACCGGAAGUCCGCCAAAGACGACUGAAUCGCGAGCAAGAGAUUUUACAAAAAUACGAUAGCCAAAGAUUAAUCAAGCUUCGCGAAUUUCUCGCAGAACUCUACGGCGUUGCCUUAAGAUAUUGAUAUCUCAAAAAAAAAUAUUUCAAUUCUUUUUCUUCAAAAAUUGUCUCGAUGCCCUUUGACCUUAUUCGUACAAUUCGCUGACCUACAUACAUUUUUCAUACGUAUCGUCUGAUUGCGUUUAACCAAUGUCAAAAACAUUAUCAAGAUAUUCCAAAAAGUACCGAUAAUACGUGUCCUCGCAUUGAGAAUGAUUAUAUCCAAUAAAGAAUUGAAGUUGCCGACAAGCAUAUACACUUUUAUAUACUACGAGAAUCGUACAAAAUAAUCAUAAUCAUAUUAUCAAAAUGUACAAAUUACAAAUAUUUAUAUCGAAAAAUUAUCAUUAUUCUCAUCGCCAUGUCAUUUAAUAAAUUUCUCACAGUGCAUCACGAAAAUCCAAAGCGGACACAAAAUUCCGCCUUUAUCAUCCAACAGAAGUUAAUCUCGAAAUUUUGUAUAAUCAAAAUAAAUUUUAUCGUCGUACCAAUCA